Messenger RNA from Raphanus sativus (radish), 826 nucleotides. Its product is annotated as mini zinc finger protein 2. Bases 177 to 479 code for a protein of 100 amino acids. Gene Ontology annotation, molecular function: DNA-binding transcription factor activity; transcription cis-regulatory region binding. The transcript has a single exon. The record is from RefSeq and is a predicted model, not a curated record. Lineage: Eukaryota; Viridiplantae; Streptophyta; Magnoliopsida; Brassicales; Brassicaceae. Gene Ontology annotation, cellular component: nucleus. Gene Ontology annotation, biological process: regulation of developmental process; regulation of DNA-templated transcription.
GUUAACAACUCUUGUAAUUGUCUCGAUCUUUCACUCUCUCUCUCUCUAUCUCCCACCGUAGAAAUUUAAAGUAAUAAAAAUUACUAUAUAUAUCAUCUUCUUAAAUAUACAUCACAAUAAUACAUUAUUACAAGUUUAGAUUCUACAACGGAGUUGAGAAGAAGAAGAAGCAUCAUAUGAGAAAGCGUCAAGUGGUGUUGAGGAGAGCCUCGCCGGAGGAACCUUGUAGGAGCUCGUCGACGGCUUCGUCUCUGACGGCGAGAGGUGUGAGAUACGGAGAGUGUCAGAAGAACCAUGCCGCGGCGGUAGGCGGCUACGCCGUAGAUGGCUGCCGUGAGUUCAUGGCAAGCAACGGAGAGGAAGGUUCGGUAGCAGCGCUAACGUGCGCCGCCUGUGGCUGCCACCGCAGUUUCCACCGGAGAGAAAUCGAAACCGAGGUUGUUUGCGACUGUAACUCACCUCUUUCGACUGGAAACUAGACCUAGGUAAGAGUUGGUUGUUUCUUUGUGUGCUAUAUAUUAUAUAUAAAUAUACACGGCUGAAACUUUGAAAAUAUGAAGUUUCAAAAAAAAACUUUGAAAAUAUAUAUUAUAUUGUUUCAAUACCUUCUUAGUGUCAAGGGUUUGUGUCUCGUUGAGAAGCUAAGCAGGAAACUUCAGAGAGUUAUAGUUUGGAGGUUAUGGAAGAUCUAUAGUCUAUAAUAACUGGAUGCUUUAAGCAUGUCUCAGAAGAGAUCUAUGAAAUAUAAAGAUGAUAAAUUUCAAAAAGAAAAUAUGAAGAUUAUUGUUGUUUUUAUGUAAUGUUUUAUAAAGUUCGAUUUGCUGUC